This is a messenger RNA of Actinia tenebrosa (Australian red waratah sea anemone), 1490 nucleotides long. RefSeq lists its product as uncharacterized. The record is from RefSeq and is a predicted model, not a curated record. Lineage: Eukaryota; Metazoa; Cnidaria; Anthozoa; Actiniaria; Actiniidae. Gene Ontology annotation, molecular function: protein binding.
AGGAAAGAAUGGACAGUAGAUAGGAGAAGUUACGAGAAUUGCUUUGGCGAACAAGAAAGUUAUGAGAAGGGCGUUGGUUUUCGCCAAUUUUUCGUUUUUCGCGCUUCUCUUGUCCUGUCAAUUGAUUCAAGGAGAAGCUGCUGUAACAACCAAGGCUCGUUCAACAUCAACGACACUUCGCCCAACAUCAAGUAGUGUUGAAACUUCGCCACGUUUCACCACACCUUACAAAGAACUGACCACUGUACAACCUAACGACACUGCACAUACUCAUGCUUUUGUACCUAAAGUAUGUGAGGUGAAUGCUCUGAACAAUUCUUCGCGAAAACAAGAGGAAGGAAAUGUUCAUUGGCUAGCAUCAUCCCCAGUACUCAUCUCACAAGAAAAUACACCUAUUGAUCUGAAGUGUCAUUUUUGCCUGAUUAAACCAAUGACAUGGACAAAAGUUCUGUGGUACAAGGAUGACAAACCUAUCAAAAAUGUUCAAACUGGUACAUUCCAUAUCUCACAUCCCAGGAAUAAUGCUGAUGAAGGAGUGUAUAAAUGUAAUGUAGUUACCCCUGACAACCAGACAGCAUCACUAACAAUGACUCUCAUCAUCAAUAAGGAUUCCCGUUUCUCCACAAUUCCAUCCAUUUGGAUCAGAAAUGAAACAUUCUCCCAGUCUACCUUCAUGUCUUGGCUGGUACGUGGGCAUGGUAUUUUUGAUUCUGUCAAGUUGAUAGUGAAGAUACGUCGGCUUGAUUCGCCCAUAUGGGAGUACAAAAGGUAUUAUGUUCAAUACAUCAGCGGGUCAACUGAACUACGAGACCUGAUACCAAGUACUCAGUACAUGGUGAAUAUCACUGCUGUCAAUAGUGACGGCAUAAAGGAGGAGUGUAGGUGUGUCAUCUUCUGGUCAAAUGCAUGGAACUCAACAGAAGGAUACAACUGUGGUUUUCUGGGCUUGGACCUUUCUACCCGACGAACCCUUGGAUUAGUAUUUGGAGCACUUGGUCUGUUGUUUACGAUUUCUGCUAUCUACUGCUGUAUCGUACAUCAAGCAUGUGAUGUAGUACACAGCCAUGAAGGAUAUGAACAGCCAGAUGAUCAGCAACAAUAUGAAAAUAAAGAUGAUGAUUGUGGGCUUACAAAUAACUACAAAGACAGUGGCAGCCUCUAUUCCAGUAACAGUCAAAACCAGAUCAUAAACCUGUGAGGACUACAAGCGGAAUCCUGUCUAACUUACAAAUGCUUGAUUUUACUACAUCUUGCUAAUCAGUUAACACUUUUCCAUGCUUCUUCCUUAUUAGUUCUACAAUAUUUGAACCCCAGCUAACAUUGAAACUUUUAAAUAUUUCUAUUGGAACGUCAAUCACAUAUACACCUUAGAUGUCUGGAAAAUAAAUUUCAUUUACUCAAUCACUCAUCCUUUUUUUAUCAUUCUCAUUUGCAAUCAAUGUAAAAUAUACAAAUCUUAUUGACACGAAAGUUCUCAACUGGAAAUUAGG